Molecule: messenger RNA, 1342 nt
Organism: Aspergillus melleus
Lineage: Eukaryota; Fungi; Ascomycota; Eurotiomycetes; Eurotiales; Aspergillaceae
Product: carbon-nitrogen hydrolase family protein
Exons: 2
Coding region: 234-1145 (303 amino acids)
Molecular function (GO): hydrolase activity, acting on carbon-nitrogen (but not peptide) bonds, in linear amides
Source: RefSeq, a predicted model, not a curated record
CUUCAUGUGGCUAGCGCCUUCUGGUUGUCGUGGAGGCUGAGUCAUACCCAGCCGCAUAACUAAGUUAUCGCUCUGCCUCGGUAUAUCGAACCUCUUGCUCCGCCAUGAUUUGCAAUCCACGACGCAAGCAAUGACCUCCACUGGCUUCGCAACUUCCUAGUUCCAUCUCGUUUCCGGAGUGGUGACGUUCUUUCGAUUGCCAGAUCUGAUAGGGAAGAGGCAACCGUCUAGUCAUGGCCCCCGUUUACAAGAUUGCCGUUGUUCAACUCUAUGUGAAGCCUUUCCGCCCCGUGGGAAAUUUCGCAAAGGCCACCAAAUUCAUUCGAGAUGCGGCAGCACAAGGGUGUCACCUCGCCGUUUUGCCAGAGUUCCAUCUGACGAACUUGAUUCCAGACGAUCCUCGGUUCGCACCUCUGUGUGAUGAAUGGGAAACAUAUUUGCAGAGGUAUCAAGCGCUGGCCAAAGAAUGCGAUAUCUGUAUUGUGCCCGGAUCUAUCGUGCGACCCACCCCCGGCGCAUCAUUCCAUCCACCGGACAUGCCGAAGCUUGAGAACGUGGCCUACUUCAUAUCAAACACGGGGGAAAUUCUAGGAUCCUAUACGAAGAAAAACCUCUGGGGCCCAACGGAAAGAAAGCAUCUGCGCUCCUCGGGUGAUGCUCCGCAUCAAGUCAUCCAGACCCCCUUAGGACCGGUAGGGUUGCUAGUCUGCUGGGAUCUGGCCUUCCCUGAAGCAUGGCGCGAGCUCGUAUACCAAGGCGCCAAAAUUAUCAUCUUGCCAACCUUGUGGACACGAAGCGGUGCUUCCGAUGCGGGCCAUCGCUGGAACCCUUCGGCCGAGUCUCUGUUUCUCGAUAGUAUCAUGACGGCGAGGGCAUACGAAAAUACCUGCGCCGUGGUAUUCGCGAAUGCCGGAGGACCACCGGGACGCAAUUACUGUGGACAUUCGCAGAUUACCAUCCCCUACGCAGGCCCACUGGUUCAUCUGGGAACCUCCAUCGAAGGUAUGGCUAUAGCAGAUCUUGACAUGCAGGUGUUGGAAGACGCCGAGACCAAUUACUCCUUGCGGGCGGACUUGACCCAGGAGGAUUGGCAUUAUAGACAUACGCGCCGAGGUGGCCAUGCACCCUCGAGAGGAAAACUGUAAGCCUUGUUGCAAAAGUGAAUACAUGUCAAUUUCCCUCCAUGGGUGAUUCAAUAUUGUUACAUUGACGACCGUUUAUUUGUAAUGGAAAAAAGGGCUGUGUAUAACUAACAUCGUCGACGACCCUACCCAUCCCUCUGCUCGGACGUUAUUAUAGAUAAUUUUUAGCAUUCAAUAUCUCAAUUUCCCGAACUAUCUGA